CGGCCAUCUACCCGGCCUUUCUGUCUGACCCUCGGCGUUCGUUCCUGCCUCCGGCCUUUGCACAUUCGAACCCUCUGGCUGGGAGCACCCUGUCUGCUCAUCUCCGUCCAUGCAGCCUGGCUGCCCUCCCGCCCCCUCCAUGGAACCUUCCUGGCUGACCCUGGAUGUUCUCUGUCUUUCAAGAGGAAAAGAAAGCGUCAGACUGUCUGGCUUGGAGCGCCCGUUAAUAUCCACUGACCCCUGACCUCUGCCAGCCCACGUCUUCCCACCCACCUUGUCUGUACAUCCGGACUCCAGAGAGAAAGCAGGUCUCGAAGAAAGCCAUGAUUUCACCAUUCUUAGUGCUGGCCAUUGGCACCUGCCUCACCAGCUCCUUAGUACCAGAAAAAGAGAAGGACCCCAAGUACUGGAGAGACCAAGCUCAGCAGACCCUGAAAAAUGCCCUGAGGCUUCAGACGCUCAACACCAACGUAGCCAAGAACGUCAUCAUGUUUCUGGGCGAUGGGAUGGGCGUCUCCACAGUGACGGCCGCCCGCAUCCUCAAGGGUCAACUCCACCACAACCCCGGGGAGGAGACCAGGCUGGAGAUGGACAAGUUCCCCUAUGUGGCUCUCUCCAAGACCUACAACACCAACGCGCAGGUCCCUGACAGUGCGGGCACUGCCACUGCCUACUUGUGUGGGGUGAAGGCCAACGAGGGCACCGUGGGGGUGAGUGCGGCCACUCAGCGAUCCCAGUGCAACACCACCCAGGGGAACGAGGUUACCUCCAUCCUGCGCUGGGCUAAGGACGCUGGGAAAUCUGUGGGCAUAGUGACCACCACUCGCGUGAACCACGCCACCCCCAGUGCCUCCUACGCCCACUCUGCUGACCGGGACUGGUACUCGGACAAUGAGAUGCCCCCAGAGGCCCUGAGCCAGGGCUGCAAGGACAUCGCCUACCAACUCAUGCACAACAUCAGGGACAUCGAGGUGAUCAUGGGGGGCGGCCGGAAGUAUAUGUUCCCCAAGAACAGAACCGACGUGGAGUAUGAGCUGGACGAGAAGGCCCGGGGCACGAGGCUGGACGGCCUGGACCUCAUCAACAUCUGGAAGAACUUCAAACCUGGACACAAGCACUCUCACUACGUCUGGAACCGCACCGAGCUCCUCAGCCUGGACCCUGCCACUGUGGACUACCUCUUGGGUCUCUUCGAGCCCGGGGACAUGCAGUAUGAGCUCAACAGGAACAACGUGACCGACCCAUCACUCUCCGAGAUGGUGGAGGUGGCCAUCAAGAUCCUCAACAAGAAUCCCAAAGGUUUCUUCUUGCUGGUGGAAGGAGGCAGGAUUGACCAUGGCCACCACGAGGGCAAAGCCAAGCAGGCACUGCACGAGGCAGUGGAGAUGGACCAGGCAAUCGGGCAGGCAGGCACCAUGACCUCCCUGGAAGACACGCUGACCAUUGUCACUGCUGACCACUCCCACGUCUUCACCUUCGGCGGGUACACGCCCCGAGGCAACUCUAUCUUUGGUCUGGCCCCGAUGGUGAGUGACGCAGACAAGAAGCCCUUCACUUCCAUCCUGUAUGGCAACGGGCCUGGCUACAAGGUGGUGGGUGGUGAGCGGGAGAAUGUCUCCAUGGUGGACUAUGCUCACAACAACUACCAGGCACAGUCUGCUGUGCCGCUGCGCCACGAGACCCACGGCGGGGAGGACGUCGCCGUCUUCGCCAAGGGCCCCAUGGCGCACCUGCUGCACGGCGUCCACGAGCAGAACUACAUCCCCCACGUGAUGGCUUACGCCGCCUGCAUCGGUGCUAACCACGACCACUGUGCCUCCGCCAGCUCAGCCAGCAGCGCUUCUCCAGGUCCCCUGCUGCUCCUGCUGGCCCUGCUCCCCCUGAGCAUCCUGUUCUGAGGCCUGGCGCCUGGGCACCCACUAGCCGUGACAGAGGGCAGCCUCCCUCUCCCAGCACUACCUAGCUGCCCGACCUCAAGGGGCGGGGAGGCGGAGGCCUCUGGAGCCUCUGCAGCUGCCAGAAAGGAGACCUAGGACACCAAAGUCCACUGCCUGCCUCACCCCCUCUGGAGUCGUCUGCCAGGUCCUGGCCUGCAGCCUCUGGCCCCUUCCCACCGUCCCUUUGACCAACAGGGUAGGUCUCUUUUGGGCAGGCAGAGCAAAGACUGCAGACAUUCUCAAAGCAUCUUAUUUUUCUAGCAAAUAUAUUUCUCCAGACUUGGAGGCCCUGAGCUUCCAUGGAACAUCCUGGAUCUCACCCUCCCACUCCUCCUCUCCUUCCCUCUGGAAGCCGCCAGGCCCCACCAGGCUUUGCCCACGCCCAGCCCUACUGCAGGGGAGACCACGUCCUCCCCAGGAUGGGGGUUUGCUCACUCACUCGCUGUGAACCUUCCAGGACUCCCAGGAAGUCCGCUCCUGGCUCGGGCAGCCCAGCCCCAGGGUGGCCGGCUGGGAAGAGCAGCCUGGCAGGACAGACGCUUCCUGCUCUGAGCACACAUGCCAGCUCCCCUCUGAAGUGACUCUCCUGUUUGGGACAGCAAAAAAAUUUUCUCUUUUCGGUGUUGGUUAAAAGGGAACACAAAACAUUUCAAUAAAACUUUCCAAAUA
This is a messenger RNA of Condylura cristata (star-nosed mole), 2606 nucleotides long. RefSeq names its product alkaline phosphatase, liver/bone/kidney (gene ALPL). Gene Ontology annotation, biological process: dephosphorylation. Gene Ontology annotation, cellular component: plasma membrane. NCBI's taxonomy places the organism in Eukaryota, Metazoa, Chordata, Mammalia, Eulipotyphla, Talpidae. Gene Ontology annotation, molecular function: alkaline phosphatase activity. The record is from RefSeq and is a predicted model, not a curated record. The transcript is spliced from 12 exons. Bases 324 to 1898 code for a protein of 524 amino acids.